Messenger RNA from Bombus terrestris (buff-tailed bumblebee), 2053 nucleotides. RefSeq lists its product as uncharacterized. Bases 1223 to 1723 code for a protein of 166 amino acids. Lineage: Eukaryota; Metazoa; Arthropoda; Insecta; Hymenoptera; Apidae. The record is from RefSeq and is a predicted model, not a curated record. The transcript is spliced from 4 exons.
AUUAUUAUUUAAUAUGUUAAUUGUCCAAAGAUACAAGUUUUCCAAAACUUUUAAAGUUUGAAACUUUCACGUUAAAAACAAAACGUCUCGUGGAAAAAUUCUAUUCCACACGUUCGACCUAUUUUCACAACAGUUGUUAUAGAACAACUUCUUGCUAAUUAUCGGUCGUGUUCAAGCGUAAGCUCGUUGAUCGAUAAUCAAAAAGUGGAUUUUCUCGAAAACGAAGCGUCACACGAAAAAGAUGCUACUUUUUUUUUUACGAGGGUGAUUUAAGAAGAAAAUAAAAUUGUGGAACAGGUGUGUGCAAAUAUUCCAAUACGAUAACAAACCAUCUUCAUGCGUUGCAAGUCACACCAUUUUCGUGAAUGAACUUUGCGAUCUGUGGUUUCUUAGCGAUUGUUUCCCAUUUACAUUUCGCCGUUGUAAUAAUCCGUACUCGUGUAAUAAAAUAAAUUUUCACGAUAAGGCACAUACGAAUGCUAACGCGCUACUGGAAACGCGCAGUGUCUUCCACGUGUCCCAGUCAGGCAUGCUUUUCAUUAUUCAAGAACAGUAUAGUACUUAUACACAUAUAUGUAUAGGCAGUAUGUCGUGGCAUUUCAAGGAAGAAAGUAAUGAAAUUUUCUGGUCAGUGCGACCCACCGAUCAAACCGAUCAGCAGUAGAUUAUUUCGCAUACGCGUUCAUGCGAGAAAAAGAAGAAAAACGUAGAACACAAUUUUUCCUCAAGCCUUUAAGCCUCGAGUUUAGGCCUCGAGUUUUGAAAAAGAAAAAAGAAAGAAAAAUAAAGAGAAUGGAAUUUAAAGGCGUUACGAUAAGGGAAACGACGAGAUUUGAAAGUCCGUCGUGUCUCGAUUAAAAUAAAAUUUCUCUCUUUAUAUUCGGUAACUGUGCUUUAUCGCUGACUCGGGAUAGUCGUUGAAUCUUUCGUUAUACGAACGAACCUGAAAUUCGAUGCCGAAUUACCUAUGUAGCGCAGGCAAACGAGCGGCCUAGUUGGACGUUGGACGUUCUUAAACGUAAAGUUAUAUAAUCCUAAUAAUUGAAAACGUUAAAAGUAAAAAAACGCAUUAUAAUGGAAACGUCGAUCGACCUUUCUGUCGUUGAUUCGUGGACAAUUUAUGGACAAAUACCAGGGCGAUUGGCACAGCUGCUGACACAAUGUAUUUUGUGAAUCGCAGCGACAAAGUUAGUGGGUAUAUCGACGUGUUGCGCGAUCGAUCAUGUCGCGUAAAAUCAUUACUGACACGAUGGACAAACAGGCGUUGAUAGUUUCCUUUUUUCUCUUCUUUGCUUCAGCCAUCUCUGCCAGCGAUAGGCGUACAACGGAGCUCAGUUGCAGCGGUCGUGCUUAUUACAACGUGACUCUGGCCGCUUAUUAUCCAGUUUUUGAUAGCGACAACGAAUUCGACUAUUUGGACGCUAGAACGAGGAAACUGAGGAAUCUACAGGAUUAUUUGGAUGAUCGUGCGGAAUUUGUGACAGUCUCCAUGGACCUGGAUUCUGGGAUACCAUAUGGCACAAAAUUGUGCAUUCCCGAAUUGAACGAAAAAUUCUUACGGCCAAUUCCGCUUCAGGCUAGAGACAAAAGCCGCUACGACGAUGUUGGCAAGAAUUCGCCCGAUUUCUCUCACGUGGACAUUUGCGUUAGAACGGAGCAAGAUACUUACGAUAAUUCGGUGAAUGGUAUCGUAACGCUUUACGCGGAAUUGCUAGAAAAAUGAUUUCAUGAAAAUUGUGAAGAAUCGACGAGGCACAACGUGCGAGAACUGCGAUGCGAACGUCGUUUACUUCUGUUCGAAAACAUGUACGAUACAGCUAAAAUACUAAAAUAAAUCGAUUAUGCAACGAUGCUUUCCGUCGAAGAAUUAUCAGAUCGACGACCAGUGAGGCCACGUUUGAAUCAGUUGAUAGAGACUGUCGCCUGGACAGGAAGUUGACGUCGUUUGUCGAUGGCCGAGCAACGUAUAGUUCUCUUGUAUUUUCCCAAGCGUUACACCGUACUCGAUCAAAUCCUUGACUGCUUUUAUCGCAGCCGCGCUUGGAUUAUGACC